CGACAUCCUUUGCGGUGCCGUGGCACAUGGAUUUCAGGACUGCCUGUGAAGAGACAAAGACAGGGAUUUGUUUGCUGCAGGAUGGUAAUCAGGAGCCUUUCAAAGUCCGGCUGCACCUAGCUAAAGACAUUUUGAUGAUCCAGGAGCAAGAUGUGAUAUGUGUGUCUGGUGAACCUUUCUAUUCUGGUGAAAGAACGGUGACCAUUAGAAGACAAACUGUAGGAGGCUUUGGAUUAAGCAUCAAGGGGGGAGCAGAGCACAAUAUUCCAGUUGUCAUUUCAAAAAUCUCCAAGGAGCAAAGAGCGGAACUUUCGGGUCUGCUCUUUAUCGGGGAUGCAAUUCUGCAGAUAAAUGGAAUUAACGUGAGAAAAUGCAGACAUGAAGAAGUGACCUCAAGGAGGCAACCUUUGCUGUUCUUGGUGAGAAGCCACGGUUCCAAGAGCAGCGAAGGCAGGGUGGUUACUGCUGUGUCCGCGUUGGGCAGUGUCUUGUUGAGAUUCAUCCUGGGCCCUGAGAAGCUCCCAUAUGAAGAGGCGGGCAGUUCUCAUCAUGAAGGGACAGUAGCUGGAAUCCUCCAUAUUGUGAAAACUUGUGGUCCUGUGGUAGCGGGAGGCCUUCUAGAAGUCACGUCUACACGGGCGCUACUGGAAGUCUCCCCGAGAGGCUUCUGGAGGGCUAUGUCCCGAAGUAGUUCUGGGACAUGUCCAGAUGCUACAAACUACCACCGAAGUCAUGGAAGGGAGAUGGUCAGUUCCGGUGGCGAGCAGAAUCCUAGCCGGCCCUGGAGUGCUCGGCCCGCCGUGCCAUGCGUUACACACCUAUUUAUGGAGUCUCCAGUUUAUGAAGCAAAGAUAGGAACGAGUCAGCAGUGUUGUUGUAGCGAUUUCCCAGUCCAUUACCAAGGAAGUGCAGCACAGCGUACUCGGGUGGCCCCAACAAUGUUGCUAAUGAAGGCUCAACCUUCCGCCCUGCCACCUGGCAGCCACUGUGAGCCCAGGUGUAAUCUGUGGGUGUUAAUGUAUUCACCUGCGCUCACACCUCAGAGACGGCCAUCUGAUCGGUCAACUGUCAUUCUGCAGAUUCCUUUGAAACCUGAACGUGAAGGCAGGUGCACAGGGCCAGAGGACCCUCUGACCCCAUUCAGGAAAGCCGUUCGAUUACAAUUUCCGCUCAACUCUUACCCCAUAAUACACGUAGACACGUUGUCAUGUUCGUCCUGGCCAACAUCUCCAGGCUUGAGAUGGGAAAAACGAUGGUGUGACCUUAGGCUGAUCCCACUGCUUCAUUCACGUUUCUCUCAGUAUGUGCCUGGGACAGACUUGAGUCGGCAAAAUGCUUUUCAAGUCAUUGCUGUGGACGGGGUCUGCAGUGGGAUUAUUCAGUGCCUCUCUGCUGAAGACUGUAUUGACUGGCUACAAGCAAUAGCAACCAAUAUUUCAAACCUCACAAAGCACAAUAUUAAAAAAAUCAACAGAAACUUUCCCGUAAACCAGCAGAUAGUCUACAUGGGCUGGUGUGAAGCACGGGAGCAGGAUCCUCUACAAGAUCGAGCAUACUCGCCAACAUUUCUAGCCCUGAGGGGAUCCUGUCUUUACAAGUUUCUGGCACCUCCGGUGACAACGUGGGACUGGACCCGAGCAGAGAAAACAUUCUCCGUGUAUGAGAUUAUGUGCAAGAUUCUCAAGGACAGUGACCUGCUGGACCAGCGGAAACACUGCUUCACUGUGCAGUCUGAGUCUGGAGAAGACCUCUACUUCUCCGUGGAGUUGGACUCUGACCUCGCCCAGUGGGAACGAGCCUUCCAAACAGCAACCUUUCUGGAAGUGGAACGGAUACAGUGCAAGACGUAUGCAUGUGUGCUAGAAAGUCAUCUAAUGGGACUCACGAUCGACUUUAGCACAGGAUUUAUCUGCUUUGAUGGUGCAACAAAGGCUGUACUUUGGAGGUAUAAGUUUUCUCAGCUUAAAGGUUCUUCAGAUGAUGGCAAGAGCAAAAUCAAAUUUUUGUUUCAGAAUCCAGAUACUAAGCAGAUUGAAGCAAAGGAGCUGGAAUUUUCAAAUCUGUUCGCUGUUCUCCACUGCAUUCAUUCGUUCUUUGCUGCCAAAGUAGCUUGUUUGGACCCUCUCUUUUUAGGCAAUCAGGCUGCAGCUUCCGCUGCUCCCAGCUCUGCUACAACAAGCAAAGCCAAGUACACAACCUGACACACGGGGCUUCCUUUUGCCAUGUACCAUGACUGUACAAACCGAAUAAACAUCCUCAUCAUUUUAGACGCUGGAGAAACAAUGGUGUCACCAGGUCGACAGUGAAUUCGAUUUGAAAUUUCAGCAGAAAACAAGAAGGUCCUAAGGGAUCUCAAAAGCAUUUCUGUUUUGGAAGGCAUUUGUGAAUAAUCUUAAAAGAACCUAACAGCUCGUUCUCACUCAGUUUAUUUGUACCAGUAUUUCAUCAAAAGUGAAGACAAAAAAAUGAAUGAUUCAAAGUAUGUACAUAAUAUAAAA
Messenger RNA from Lynx canadensis (Canada lynx), 2498 nucleotides. RefSeq names its product syntrophin gamma 1 (gene SNTG1). Gene Ontology annotation, molecular function: structural molecule activity; protein binding. Lineage: Eukaryota; Metazoa; Chordata; Mammalia; Carnivora; Felidae. Gene Ontology annotation, cellular component: intracellular anatomical structure; dystrophin-associated glycoprotein complex. Bases 27 to 2201 code for a protein of 724 amino acids. The transcript is spliced from 21 exons. The record is from RefSeq and is a predicted model, not a curated record.